UUACUCCUCAGUAUUUUCCUUCGUAUAUUCCCACGAUAGGGUCCUCUCCCAUUGCCUCGGGGGGUUUCAGGGCUUCAGGGUUUUAGCUUACCGCUUCCAAACCCCACUGGAAACCCUGCACGCCGGCGACAAUGGCACGCUUCACGAGGUCAUCCUCACAUCGUCUCCUCUACACCCUCUACGUUUCCCCCACUAAGAUGACUCCUUCACCGUCGCCCGCCGCCUCUCUCCUCGCCGGCACCUUACACCUCCGCCAGUUCUCCACCGGGAACCUUGCGCGGGCCAAAGACGACAAGGAACCAUGGUGGAAGGAGUCCAUGGAUAGGCUUCGUAACAUUGGGAUCUCGGCGCACAUCGACUCCGGCAAGACCACACUGACGGAAAGGAUUCUGUUCUACACAGGGCGAAUCCACGAGAUUCACGAGGUUAGAGGUAAAGACGGAGUGGGUGCCAAGAUGGAUUCUAUGGAUUUGGAGAGAGAGAAGGGGAUUACUAUUCAGUCGGCAGCUACUUACUGCUCUUGGAAAGACUACAAGAUUAACAUAAUUGAUACGCCUGGUCACGUUGAUUUCACCAUUGAAGUUGAGAGGGCUUUGCGUGUUCUUGAUGGUGCUAUUCUUGUCCUAUGUAGUGUUGGGGGAGUGCAAAGUCAGUCUAUUACUGUUGAUCGGCAAAUGAGAAGAUAUGGGGUCCCAAGGCUUGCAUUUAUCAAUAAACUAGAUAGGAUGGGAGCAGAUCCUUGGAAAGUUCUGAAUCAGGCAAGGUCGAAACUUAGGCAUCAUAGUGCUGCAGUGCAAGUUCCGAUAGGCUUGGAAGAAGAUUUCCAGGGUCUCAUUGAUCUUGUGCAAUUGAAGGCCUACUAUUUUCAUGGUUCCAAUGGUGAAAAAGUUGUUGCGGAGGAUGUACCUGCAGAUAUGGAGACUAUGGCUGCGGAAAAAAGACGUGAGCUUAUAGAAGUUGUGUCAGAAGUUGAUGAUAAACUUGCUGAAGCAUUUCUCAAUGAUGAGCCCAUAUCAUCUACUGAUCUUGAGGAAGCAAUUCGUAGAGCCACCGUAGCACGGAAAUUUAUACCAGUAUUCAUGGGCAGUGCCUUCAAAAACAAGGGGGUUCAGCCACUUCUGGAUGGCGUUCUUAAUUAUUUGCCAUGUCCAGUUGAAGUUAGUAAUUAUGCCCUUGACCAGACAAAGAAUGAGGAGAAGGUUGUGUUGUCUGGAAGUCCUGAUGGACCACUUGUCGCUUUAGCUUUCAAAUUGGAGGAAGGGCGAUUUGGUCAGUUAACAUAUUUAAGAAUCUACGAAGGUGUCAUUCGGAAGGGCGAAUUUAUUAUUAACAUAAAUACUGGCAAGAAGCUUAAGGUUCCUCGCUUGGUUCGGAUGCAUUCAGAUGAGAUGGAGGACAUUCAGGAGGCUCAUGCUGGACAAAUAGUUGCUGUAUUUGGUGUUGAUUGUGCAUCAGGAGAUACUUUUACUGAUGGGUCAGUCAGAUACACAAUGACUUCUAUGAAUGUACCCGAGCCAGUGAUGUCAUUGGCUGUACAACCCAUUUCAAAAGAUUCUGGAGGACAAUUUUCAAAAGCUUUGAAUCGCUUCCAGAAAGAGGACCCUACUUUCCGUGUUGGCUUGGACCCAGAGAGUGGGCAGACGAUCAUUUCAGGAAUGGGGGAAUUGCACUUAGAAGUCUAUGUUGAACGCAUUAGGAGAGAGUAUAAGGUUGAUGCUACUGUUGGAAAGCCUCGUGUUAAUUUUAGAGAGACUGUUACUCAGCGUGCCAACUUUGAUUAUUUACAUAAAAAGCAAUCUGGAGGGCAAGGUCAAUAUGGUCGAGUAAUUGGCUAUAUUGAACCACUCCCAGGAUCCCCAACCAAGUUUGAAUUUGAAAACUUGCUUGUUGGGCAGGCUAUACCAUCAGGUUUUAUCCCAGCAAUUGAGAAGGGUUUCAAAGAAGCAGCGAACUCGGGCUCUUUAAUUGGACAUCCAGUUGAAAAUCUUCGGGUUGUCUUGACAGAUGGUGCUGCUCAUUCUGUUGAUUCCAGUGAACUUGCAUUUAAGUUGGCUUCUAUCUAUGCUUUUAGACAGUGCUAUGCAGCUUCCAGACCUGUUAUAUUGGAACCUAUUAUGCUUGUUGAGCUGAAAGUACCAACAGAAUUUCAGGGGGCUGUUGCUGGUGACAUCAACAAGAGAAAAGGUGUGAUUGUUGGAAAUGACCAGGAGGGAGAUGAUUCGGUUAUUACUGCUCAUGUUCCUCUUAACAAUAUGUUCGGCUACUCCACAUCACUUCGAUCAAUGACACAGGGUAAAGGGGAAUUCACGAUGGAAUACAAAGAGCAUGCGCCAGUCUCUCAUGAUGUACAGACUCAAUUGAUAAACAGCUACAAAAGCACCAUUGGAACUGAAUAGCCUGGCUUAGUCCUUGCAGUGCAUGGUCCUAAAUUCUGUGAGAAUCAUGUGCUUUAUUUAUUAACAAAAUUGGAAACUCUGACGUUGAUAUAUGCUAUAGGUUUGAUUCAUUAUUAUCUCAAUUUUGGAAAGCGAAAGAAAGUUGCUGUAAUCUUGCUACUAUAGUGUACGAAUAACCAUUUUUUAUGACAAUGUACGAAUAAACUAUUGAUCUUACUUA
Messenger RNA from Prosopis cineraria, 2616 nucleotides. RefSeq names its product elongation factor G-2, mitochondrial. Gene Ontology annotation, biological process: mitochondrial translational elongation. Gene Ontology annotation, cellular component: mitochondrion. The record is from RefSeq and is a predicted model, not a curated record. NCBI's taxonomy places the organism in Eukaryota, Viridiplantae, Streptophyta, Magnoliopsida, Fabales, Fabaceae. Gene Ontology annotation, molecular function: translation elongation factor activity; GTP binding; GTPase activity.